Molecule: messenger RNA, 294 nt
Organism: Arabis nemorensis
Lineage: Eukaryota; Viridiplantae; Streptophyta; Magnoliopsida; Brassicales; Brassicaceae
Source: the annotation of a GenBank genome assembly
AUGGCUCAAGCUGGCCUUUGGGAGGUUAAACAUUCGGGAAAUCCCCUUUCUUGGAGAAGUUAUAGAAAUAUUCACUUCAUCAGAGUAAGACUAGAUCGCUCUCUAGAGAAUGGGGCUUGGUCCGAAGCUUUCCCGAGCGGUAGAUGCGAAUAUUUGCGGUUUGAGGGAUCAGAUCAUCGUCCCCUAAUCACCUAUUUUGGCCAGAAGAAAAAGAGACGUAGAAGAGCUUUCCAUUUCGACAGAUCACUCUGUGAUAAGGAAGACUUCAGGAACCUCAUCGACAAGCUACGGUAG